AUGCCCAUCUCAAUCCCCACCGCCUCCCUCGAAGGCAAAGUCGCCCUCGUCACCGGCGCCGGCCGCGGCAUCGGGCGCGGCGUCGCCCUCGAGCUCGCCCGCCGCGGCGCCUCCGUAAUCGUCAACUACGUGUCCUCGGCGGGCCCGGCCAACGAAGUCGUCAAAGAAAUUGAGUCGUACAACAACGGCGCGCGCGCCAUCGCCAUCCAAGCCAACGUGCGGUCCGUGUCCGAAAUCGACCGGCUCUUCGCCGAAGCCAAGCGGGCCUUCGGCCGCAUCGACAUCGUCAUGUCCAACUCGGGCACCGAGUCCUGGGACCGCGUCGAAGACAUCACCGAGGAGAAGUACGAUUACGUGUUUGACCUCAACGCCAAGGCGCAGUUUUUCGUCGGGCAGGCGGCGUACAAGCAUCUCGAACAAAACGGGCGGGUGGUUCUGAUGACGAGUAUCGCGGCGGGAUUGAUGGGGGUCAAGAAUCAUGCGCUUUAUAAUGCGAGUAAGAUGGCCGUGCAGGGGUUUGUGAAGGCUUUUGCGACGGAUUUUGGGGAUAGAGGGAUUACGGUUAAUGGCGUGGCCCCCGGCGGGAUUAAGUCAGAUAUGUUUGCGGAGAAUGCGUGGCAUUAUAUUCCCGGUGGAACGCCCGAUUUGGGGAAGGACAAGAUUGAGAGGAUGAUGGCGGAACAUUGUCCGUUGGGCAGGUGUGCGGUGCCGGAGGAUGUGGCGAGGGUGGUGGCGUUUUUGGCGUCGGAGGAUGGGGGGUGGGUUAAUGGCCAAAUUAUCACCAUAUCUGGUGGCUCUUCCCAGUAG
Molecule: messenger RNA, 807 nt
Organism: Neurospora tetraspora
Lineage: Eukaryota; Fungi; Ascomycota; Sordariomycetes; Sordariales; Sordariaceae
Product: putative tetrahydroxynaphthalene reductase
Exons: 2
Coding region: 1-807 (268 amino acids)
Molecular function (GO): oxidoreductase activity
Source: RefSeq, a predicted model, not a curated record